Molecule: messenger RNA, 1508 nt
Organism: Colletotrichum destructivum
Lineage: Eukaryota; Fungi; Ascomycota; Sordariomycetes; Glomerellales; Glomerellaceae
Exons: 2
Coding region: 513-1358 (281 amino acids)
Source: RefSeq, a predicted model, not a curated record
GUCUCUCUCUCUCUCUCUCUCUCUCUCUCAACGCACAACGACGCGGCCAUUGACUUCCGGUUCGAACCGCCGCCAAGAGCGGGGAUCUGUCUCCUUGUCCCCCCUCUCUUCGGCAUCGCUAUCCGUCUCUUGGCCCAUAUAAACCGGGCUGGGAAUCCUGGAAACUCUUCGCGGGUGGACCACGGCAGACCCGAACUCCUCUCUCUCUCUCUCUCUCUCUGUCGAGACCCUCCCAAGACGUCAAGCUUGUUUGCAGCUCGGCAUUGCGCGUCGCCUCGAGUCCUGACUCUUGUUUCCCAGCUUCGUUUACAUCAACCUUCUCUUGGUUUAUUUAUAUCCACAAGCUUCGUCACCUGGUCAGAGCUUCUCCCCCCCCCCCCCCCCCCCCCCCAAACGGCGGAGAUCCUUAUUUCAUUCAUCUCAAGCUUGAGGCUUUUUUUUUUUUUGCUUCUCCUCAACUCCCAUUAGUAGCCGUAUUCCUGAGUUCAUUCGGAUCAUUCAACGAGUCCAAUAUGAGCGCAACCGAAGCCAACUACGGCGCCGUCACCACAUCGGCGCCCGUGGUCAACGGCGAUUCUCGCGCCUCCGCCGAUGAAGAGCAGCCCCUCCUCGGCCGCGCCGGGGGCAAGCCGGCGUCCAAGUCUCUCCGCAAGAAGCUGACCACGGACGUCACCCGCGACUGGGCCGACCUGGUCCUCCUCACGUGCUACAUCAUUACUGGCCUCCUCGACAGCUCCUCCAUCUCCAUCUGGGGCUCUUUCGUCUCCAUGCAAACAGGCAACACCGUCUACAUCGGCCUCGGCCUCGCCGCGCCCACCGAGUCAACCCGCUGGAUCAAGUCCGCCACCUCCCUCGGAUCCUUUUGUCUCGGCUCCUUCUUCUUUAGCCGCUUCCACCGCCUCUUCUCCCCGAAGCGCCGCUGGGUCCUCUGCGCCUCCUUCAUCGCCCAGACGCUCCUCUGCGUCGCCGCCGCCCUCAUCCUCACCCUCGGCCCCGCCGCCGGCAAGGACGAGAUCUCGUGGAACGUCCUCGUGCCCAUCGCCCUCAUCGCCUUCCAGAGCUGCGGCCAGGCCGUCACGAGCCGCGCCCUGCGCUACAACGCCCUCACGAGCGUCGUGCUGACGAGCAUCUACUGCGAUCUCUUCUCCGACGCCGAGCUCUUCGUCGUCCGCAACGCCGAGCGGAACCGCCGCGUCGGCGCCCCGUUGCUGCUCCUCGCCGGCGCCGUCUUGGGCGGCCUGUUCGCCCACUCGUCGCUGGGCAUCGCCGGCGCGCUGUGGACGGCGUCCUUCUUCAAGUUCCUGGUUGUCCUGGCCUGGUUUUUCUGGCCGGGUGAGUCGACAUCAGACGAGGAGUAGCGGCGUGGUGAUACAUGGGCUGGGAGUCCCAGCACGGCAAGGAAAAUGAUGAGAGGAUAAGCUACUACAAACAGCGACAUAGAAGUUUUCAAAUGGCCUGCAAUGCUCUCUCUGUUUUAUUCUAGCCCAGAAAUCGAGUUGCAAGAACAA